AAAGUUUUCCAAACACCCAGCAAAACAUAAAGUCAACCUCUGACCGACAUCGGACGAGAAAAGCGCCGUUUUCAUUUUGCGUAAAAAGUUCCAAACGUAUCCAGGUAUGGACAGGUUAGUCAGGUUUGCUGUGGUGUGCGUCGGAGUGUCGCUUCUCAUCGCCUGCCACCCAGUCGAAGCCUGGUAUAAGCAGUCGACCGGGCCCAGUUACUAUUCGGUGGGUCGCGCCUCCGGUUUGCUGUCCGGUAUCAGGAGGUCACCUUACGUCCGGAGGUCCGAGUCCGAGGAGACGCUGCUGGAGAGCGGGGAGACGGCAGGCAACAACGUGAUCCCAGACGCUAACAGGCAGAUAUCCAUCCUGAAAAGCAUGGCAAUCUGCGUAAAGGACAUCUCUCCAAACCUGAAGAGCUGCGAGCUGCUGCGGGACGGGACGGGCACCUUCCAGUGCAAGGCGGAUGUCUUCCUCACCCUGGACUCCCUGGACUGCCUGUCUGCAUAAGACCCCAUCGGACCGGCGGAGACAGUCCCAGUCCUCCGCCGAGCUUUAGGGGCGCUUCUUUGGAAACGAAAAAUUAAGGAAAGGAAAGGGGGGAUGAUGGACCGCUUCAGACUCUGAAUGUUCUCCUAAUU
Molecule: messenger RNA, 630 nt
Organism: Plectropomus leopardus (leopard coralgrouper)
Lineage: Eukaryota; Metazoa; Chordata; Actinopteri; Perciformes; Serranidae
Gene: npb
Product: neuropeptide B
Biological process (GO): G protein-coupled receptor signaling pathway; feeding behavior
Molecular function (GO): G protein-coupled receptor binding
Source: RefSeq, a predicted model, not a curated record